AUGAUCACGGAAUCGGUUAUGGAAUUCCCCACUCUGCAGUUCGGAAUCGGAUGGAUCCUCAGGAGGGAACAGAAUAAAUCGGGAGAAAACUAUCAGGACAGUAUCGUCGUCGGCGGCGGCAACGGUGUACAACAGAAGGGUGAAGAAGCAUCACAAGCCGGAGACGAACCUUCAACUCGACAGGAUUCCAAUUCAUCCGACAACGGCGUCUCUCGUAACGACGGCGUCGCCGGAACUGGGGUCGAAGGGCCGGUCGUGGGCUCGUCGCGCGACAUGGAUUCGGAAGUGAGCAGUAGUAUUGGCACGCCGUUCAGAGCAAGACGGCCAGGGCCUCUCGACACGUCUACAAUCGGCACGUCGACACCAUCGCACAUGAGCCAGUCCGAAGCCAAGACGCCCACGACCUCGACGACGGCGCCCUUGACACCUGUCGACAAAGGCGGUAGAGAUGGUGCCGAUAAGAGCGGGACAGCUGCCGGUGCAGCGGGUAGCCGGCCCGGCGAGAAGGAGAAACUCGGACAUCGGCGAAUCGACGACGAAGGCAAGGUCACCUUCAAGAAAAUCCACUCGUCCACUAUCAUCGAAUCCAUUCAGCUCGGCAUCGGUUACGCCGUGGGAAGUCUCGCUUCGAAGCCAGAGCGGGAUUUACUCAUGCAGGAUUUUGCGAUGGUGGACAACCUCGACUUCCCCAGAGAAGGGGGGACGGCGAGUCCGGCGCAUCAUCACGAUUCAUUCAAGUUCAAGGCUUACUCACCCGUAGCGUUCCGUUAUUUCCGAGAUCUCUUCCAGAUCCAACCUGGCGAUUUUCUGCUCUCGUUAUGCAACGAAGCAAUGCGUGAACUCAGCAAUCCAGGUGCGUCUGGUUCACUGUUCUAUGUGACGGCCGACGACGAAUUCAUCAUAAAGACUGUUGCGCACGUCGAGGCUGACUUCCUGCAGAGCCUGCUGCCGGGCUACUAUAUGAACCUCCACCAGAACCCACGGACGUUACUGCCGAAGUUCUUCGGUCUUUUCUGCUAUAUCGCCGGCAACAAAAACGUCCGUGUGAUUGUGAUGAACAACCUGUUGCCGUCGAGCGUGAGAAUGCAUCUCAAAUACGAUCUGAAAGGUUCCACGUAUAAGCGCAAGGCCAACAAGGCCGAACGCCAGAAGAAGUCCCCGACCUUCAAGGACCUCGAUUUCAUGGAGCAUCAUCCCGAAGGGAUUCUUCUCGACGCGCAAACCUACGACGCACUCAUCAACACCAUCCAGAGAGAUUGUCGCGUACUGGAAAGCUUCAAGAUCAUGGACUACUCUCUCUUGCUGGGAAUCCACAACAUCGAUCAAGCGGCACGAGAAGCCGAAGCUGCGGACACGGCGGUUGACGCAGCUACGCUUGGUGCGUCUACAGGAGGUGCCAACAUUCCCCGAUCGAAAUCGAUGAACCGGGGUCGGUUGGCAGCGUUUUCAACCGCCAUCGAAUCGAUUGAUCACGACGAAAAUUCUCCGCCUGGCGGGAUCCCCGCCGUAAACUCGAAGGGCGAGCGGCUUCUGCUGUUCAUAGGCAUCAUAGACAUAUUGCAAUCGUAUCGUUUGCGAAAGAGACUCGAGCAUUCGUGGAAAGCCCUUCUGCACGACGGGGACACCGUGUCGGUACACAGGCCAGGAUUCUACGCUAAGCGUUUCCAGGACUUCAUGAGUCAGAAAGUGUUCAAGCGAAUGGCGUCGCCACUCAAACACACGCCGUCGAAGAAAAACCCCAAGCUCGUUACUGUGGUUCGCAGGGUGAUGCAGGAAAAGCACGAUGUCCACCCGACAUCUGCGGACGGAAAUCUGCUGACACAGCAACAGAAGGGUAUGAUGGCGCCGCCAUCGACACCAGUGCCUCCAGCAUCUUCGAGCGGCUACGAGAACGCUUCGUCGAACAACGACGAUGACGAUGAUCGGGGCGUCGAAGAUCUCGCUGACACCGACCGUGCGAACGCAGAAUACGACGCUGCGACAAGUACGGCGUCGACCGCGGAAACGAUACCAACGGCAACCGGUCGCACAACCGCCGCCGAAGACUUGCAAGACGCGUCGACGGUCGAAGACGCUCUGGACAGGAUAAGAUUGCAGAAUGUGAGUUCCGAGAGCUCGGAGAAUACGAAUGGCGGUACGCACACUUCCGUCUCCUCAAGCAGGGUCAUCGUUUCGAACACGACGGUGUCUGCGACGUCUAAAGAAAUGACGAAGAUGUGA
Messenger RNA from Galendromus occidentalis (western predatory mite), 2220 nucleotides. Its product is annotated as phosphatidylinositol 4-phosphate 5-kinase type-1 alpha-like. The transcript is spliced from 3 exons. The record is from RefSeq and is a predicted model, not a curated record. Gene Ontology annotation, cellular component: plasma membrane. The coding region runs from base 1 to 2220 and encodes 739 amino acids. Gene Ontology annotation, biological process: phosphatidylinositol phosphate biosynthetic process. Lineage: Eukaryota; Metazoa; Arthropoda; Arachnida; Mesostigmata; Phytoseiidae. Gene Ontology annotation, molecular function: 1-phosphatidylinositol-4-phosphate 5-kinase activity.